Messenger RNA from Manihot esculenta (cassava), 1196 nucleotides. RefSeq names its product inosine triphosphate pyrophosphatase. The coding region runs from base 201 to 995 and encodes 264 amino acids. Gene Ontology annotation, molecular function: nucleoside triphosphate diphosphatase activity. Gene Ontology annotation, cellular component: cytoplasm. The transcript has 9 exons. NCBI's taxonomy places the organism in Eukaryota, Viridiplantae, Streptophyta, Magnoliopsida, Malpighiales, Euphorbiaceae. Gene Ontology annotation, biological process: nucleoside triphosphate catabolic process. The record is from RefSeq and is a predicted model, not a curated record.
AUCAAAUUAGCAGGGCAACCAAACAGGUAAAUGCACAAGUGCAAGCACAAAUUUUCAGCGAUUCUUCGUUUUCCUUUCCACUCGAAUCAAACGCCCUCUAUAAAUCUCUCUCUCUCACGCACACACUUUUCAAACAAAGAAGAAACAGAAGAUAAAAAAGAAAGAGAGGAAUAGGAAUAGUAAAGGGCGCAACUAGGAAUAUGGCAGCAGCUGCGAAAGUGGUGAUUGCACGGCCGGUGACCUUCGUCACCGGCAACGCUAAGAAGCUGGAGGAAGUCCGAGCAAUCAUCGGCAAAUCCAUUCCCUUGCGAUCUCUGAAAAUUGAUCUCCCUGAGCUGCAAGGAGAACCCGAAGAUAUCUCCAAGGAAAAAGCUCGUUUGGCUGCUAAGAAGGUGAAAGGACCUGUGUUGGUGGAGGACACUUGUCUUUGCUACAAUGCCCUCAAGGGUCUACCAGGGCCAUACGUGAAGUGGCAUCUGGACAAGACUGGUCUUGAAGGUUUGAACAACUUGCUGGCUGCUUACGAGGACAAAUCAGCUUAUGCAUUGUGUACAUUUUCUUUUGCUCUUGAUGCUGAAUCUGAACCUGUGACAUUUCUUGGGAAAACUAUGGGAAAGAUAGUUCCUCCAAGGGGACCCAAGGAUUUUGGUUGGGACCCAAUAUUUCAACCUGAUGGCUACGAGCAAACUUUUGCAGAGAUGCCGAAGGAAGAAAAAAACAAGAUUUCUCAUCGCUACAAGGCCCUGUUAUCGGUGAAAGACUAUUUUGCUGAUUCUGGUUUUGCGUUUGAGACUGAUGACUCUAAGGAGAACGAGCAAAAUGCAUCUAACAAGAUUAACAAUGAUCCUUCUGUCAAUAAUGAGAAAGAUGGCUCUACCCCUAACAAGAGGAAAAGGGAGGAUGAUGGAGUAAGGGAGGAUGAUGGAGUUGCUGAAGCAACGGAAAAGGAUGAUGCAGCUAGGAAAAAGCCAAAGCCGAAGGGAGAUGAGAAGUAGUUCUCCUUUUCACUGCAGAUACUUUUUGGUCCUGUAGUCAAAGAGAGUAUUAUAUCUAGUCAAAGUUUUUGGAGAAUGCAGUGUCUCCUAGUCCUAUCCUGGUCAAAUAUUAAAAUUAUGCGUUUUUAAGAUAAUGUAGAAGCUAUGAAUUUUGGGAUCAGUAGAAUUUGCUCUAAUUUAGUCAAAUAUUAAACUUUGGUA